GUCGGAGCUUUUAAAAGCGUCUCCAGGGUCCGACGGGCGCGAGGACGCGGCAGUUGCAUGGGACUGAGCCGCACAUCAGGUUUGGAACUGCGCCAUGCUGGACGCAAUGGACAGAGACAUGGAUGAUGAGCCACGGGUGAAGAGGAACAUUCACGAGAAGGUGUUCGUCAACCGGAGCGUGACACUGGAAAACAUCAAGUGCUACGGCUUCGACAUGGACUACACGCUGGCAAUAUAUAAGUCUCCAGAAUACGAGAGUCUGGGCUUCGAGCAGAUGAGGGACAGAAUGGUGUCCAUCGGGUACCCCCAUGAGAUCCUGCGCUACACCUACGACCCCAGCUUCCCCACGCGCGGCUUAGUGAUCGACACCGCGCACGGGAACCUCCUGAAGGUGGAUUCCAACGGCAACAUCCUGGUUUGCAGCCACGGCUUCCACUUCCUCAAAGGAGAGGACAUACACAACUAUUACCCCAACAAGUUCAUCCAAAGGGACGACACCGACCGCUUCUACAUCCUCAACACGCUCUUCAAUCUGUCAGAGACCUACCUCUACACCUGCCUCGUGGACUUCUUCACCCGCUGCAACAGAUACACAAACCUCCCGAAGGGCUUCAGACACGGCGACCUGUUCAUGUCCUACAGAAGCAUGUUCCACGACGUCCGCAACGCCAUGGACUUCAUUCACGACACGGGGGCACUGAAGGAGCAAACCAUCAAGAAUCUGGAGAAAUACGUCAUCAAGGAUCCCAAAAUCCCGUUACUCUUGACCCGGAUCAAAGAGGUGGCCAAGGUUUUCCUCGCCACAAACAGUGACUACAACUACACCGAGGCUAUAAUGAAAUACCUGCUCGAAGGUCACCCAACUCCUGGAAGUCCGAAGAAGUCGUGGCGCUCCUUCUUCGACCUGGUGGUCGUGGACACCAGGAAGCCGCUGUUCUUCGCGGAGGGGACGGUGCUGAGACAAGUGGACACUGACACGGGGAAGCUGCGUAUUGGGACUUACACAGGAGGCCUCCAGCACGGAACCGUCUACUCUGGAGGAUCCUCUGACAUCGUCUGUGAGCUGCUGCUCGUCAAAGGGAAGGACAUCCUCUACAUCGGGGACCACAUCUUCGGCGACAUCCUCAAAUCGAAGAAGCGCCAGGGCUGGAAAACCUUCCUGGUCGUCCCGGAGCUUUCCAGGGAGCUGGAAGUGUGGGAGCAGAGGAGAAAUCUUUUCGAGGAGAUGAAGCGUCUGGACGGCUUCUUGGCCGAAUUCUACAAGCAUCUGGGGAACGACAGUCAGGAGUGCCCUGACAUCAGAGCCAUUAAGACCCGGAUAAAGGUGCUGACCUACAGGAUGGACAUGUCCUACGGGCAGAUGGGCAGCCUCCUGCGCAGCGGCUCCAGGCAGACGCUGUUCGCCAGCCAGCUGAUGCGCUACGCGGAUCUUUACUCGUCCACCUGCAUCAACCUGCUGCACUACCCCUUCAACUAUCUGUUCGUGGCUCCUCCAGUGCUGAUGCCUCAUGAAUCAGCAUCCGACUUCGCGGCCCAGGAUCUUCCGAACCACAGUGUGAUGAUGAACACCUACUGAGAUGUUCCAGGUGUGGUUUUUCCCCCCCGCGCGUCGACCUGAAGCACCAUGGACAGUUCUCAGCGAUGGAGGCGACUCCCUGCACGCGUGCACGUCUGCAGGCUGGGCUGCAGCCGUGACGCGCCUCCACACGAAACGAACCGCUCCACCUGCUGGACACGGGCCGCCAUGUCUCAUCAGGUCCACUCCACGAGCCCACAGAUACAGGAUUGUAUAGCUUUUAAAGCGCAAACUCAGGGUUAAUUGUAAAAUGGUGUUUUUCAGUUCUUUGUUCAUAAGUUUGGUGCAUGUGAACUUUUAUUAUGAUAAUGUUUAAGAUAGUUUAAAUUAUUUUGUUUUUUUUUCCUGUUUGUGCAACUUUUAUAGAAUUAUUUCAAUAAAUGGAAUUUGUUUUCGUA
Betta splendens (Siamese fighting fish) is the source of this 1974-nucleotide messenger RNA. It is a transcript of the gene nt5c2l1, whose product is annotated as 5'-nucleotidase, cytosolic II, like 1. The transcript is spliced from 18 exons. Bases 95 to 1576 code for a protein of 493 amino acids. NCBI's taxonomy places the organism in Eukaryota, Metazoa, Chordata, Actinopteri, Anabantiformes, Osphronemidae. The record is from RefSeq and is a predicted model, not a curated record. Gene Ontology annotation, molecular function: 5'-nucleotidase activity.